Mucor velutinosus is the source of this 1311-nucleotide messenger RNA. RefSeq lists its product as uncharacterized. The coding region runs from base 1 to 1311 and encodes 436 amino acids. Gene Ontology annotation, molecular function: zinc ion binding. The transcript is spliced from 3 exons. Lineage: Eukaryota; Fungi; Mucoromycota; Mucoromycetes; Mucorales; Mucoraceae. The record is from RefSeq and is a predicted model, not a curated record. Gene Ontology annotation, cellular component: nucleus.
AUGGAUACCCCCAACGAAGCAGAAACAAGCAACAGUGCCACCGAGUUAAGAAAAGAGGCUUUGGAGCUUCGUGAGUUCAUCAAGAAAGUCAGAGCAGAAGCAAAUUUGGGUCCAAUGAUCAAGAGCAAACGAUCCUUUUCCCUUAUUGCAGAAGCAGCAGAUACAGACGAUGAGAGUAGAGGCAAAAGACAGCAGUUGGAGCAAGACCAAGCCGAGGCAGAAGAAGCAGUAAUGAUAGCAGCAACCAAGGAAGCAGAAGCAAGAAAAGCGUUGAUUGCAGAAAAGAGAGACCAGUUUUUCAGCCGUUUAAACUCUUUUUCUCCCAGAUUCUACUAUCGAAAGCGACCUUUUACAGCUCUUGAAUGUGCAAAAUAUGGAUGGAAAGAUACUCAUUUGGUGGGUAAAAAGGACUCCAAAACCUGCAUCUUGCAAUGUGAUGAUUGUCAGGGUAAAAUGUUUGUGAUUACCUUUGAUCCCAACGUUGAUAAUCCCAAAGUCCAGGAAGUAGCCAAAAUAUACAAGGAGAGUCUGGUUUCAUGUCAUGCAGAAAACUGUCGUUGGAGAAACGAACCUGACACAGACGUAGUAUACAACUUCCCUAUUCAAUCACUGGAGGAAGGCGUCAGUCGACUGAAACGAAAUGCCUUUUUUUUCGUUUUUGCACAACAGAGAGUCAAAAGCACAAUCAGUAAAGACACCUCCACAACAUCAUCAUCAUCACCAAGCCAGGAAGAAAAGAAAUUGAUUCCACCAUUGGAGCACCCGCUGGACGAUCUUACCUAUUCCAGAGUGUGUGCUUUGGGUGUCCACUUUCUGCAACAACGAGAAAUGAUGGGAAAGCCCGAUACCAACACUGUAUAUGCUGCUUACUUGUUAUCAUUGUUUGGAUGGCAACUGUUGAGUGAUACAUUGCCUGGUAUCCAGUGUGAUUUAUGCUGCAGUAAACGAGGAUUUCAUCAGAUCAAGGAGGGCGAAAAGUUGGAUGUCUUCAAGGAGCAUAAAGAGUACUGCCCCUGGGUGAAUUCAGAGACGGCGGAUGCAUACUCACCUAAAGUGCAUUUUUCAAAUCGAGAUUGCAAGAUUUGUGGUUACGAGUGGAUGGUUGAUUUGGUAGCUAUUGAAUAUAGCCUCAUUAUGAGAAACAAGUUUUUGUCAUUGGCAACAAUAGACGCUACAGACGAGAAACGCAACGAGCUGAAACAAAAGAGGCACAGGGCGAAUGACUUGCUGAAAUUAUGGGAUUCACAUAGCAGCAGCGGCAGCAGCAGCAACAGUGCUAGUGAGAAUCAACAGCAACCACAGCAGCAGUGA